Molecule: messenger RNA, 1707 nt
Organism: Punica granatum (pomegranate)
Lineage: Eukaryota; Viridiplantae; Streptophyta; Magnoliopsida; Myrtales; Lythraceae
Source: RefSeq, a predicted model, not a curated record
GCGGUCAAGAUGAUUUAUCAGUGAGAUCACGAAAUCGCACCAAAGAGAGCCACGAUCCACAAAGAUCAUAUAUUUCCUAAAUGUGGCCUGCAAUUAAUACUGUCUUAAUCGUUGUCGUGUCCUACGCGAGCAGAGCCGAUUUGGGCUUAUCGCCACCACUUGUUUAUCUUCUGCGGCCCACCUCGCAGCCCUCAGACCACCACAAGCUCCUCCUCAUUUCAGAUAAACCCCCGCCACCACCACCUCCACCCAUUACACGUCCCCUUCAAUUCUCUCUCCAUUCCGACGACAUUCAUACACUAAUUCCUGUUCUCUGUUUAAGCAGCAGCAAGAAGUAACUGACCAUGGGCUGUGCAUCGUCCAAGAGCACCGCCGUCAAGGCUGACGUCUACAGCCCGCCGCUGUCCAGCUUCGCCGUCUUCGACAUCAACUCCGUCAAGGAGCCUUGGGUUGUCGUGGACAAACCCCAGCCGGAGCAGGAGGACCAGCCUCCCUCGACCCCGCCGGAGAAGCCCGCUCAGCUGCCAGCCACGAUCCUCGACAAGCUUAAGAAGCUCGAAGCCGCCGAUGACGCCCCCCACUCCACCUGGGUCGAGGUCAGCAAGGCCCUCGAGGACCUCAAGCCCGCCGUCACCGCCCCGCAGGAGAAGCCGAAAGCGACUUCACCGCCGGCUCCAGGCGCUGACAAAGAUGAUUCCCAGGAGCCGCCCCCGCGCAAGAACUUCUCCUUCCACACCCUCGAGGAACUCGAUGCUAAGUUGGCUCCGAAGCCGGCCAAAGAAUUGAGGAAGACCGAGUCGUUGCGUACUGGGCCGAAGGCCGAGCCGAAAGCCGAGUCGAGGAGGGAGACGAGCGGAGGGUUCAGGUCCGUGAAGGAGAACAUCUUCAUCCAGAGGGACCGGGAGGAAAGGGAGAAGGAAGGUAAGCUGGCCGCCUACGACAGGCUGAUGAUGAGCAAGCGGGAUCCGUUCAGCGUGUUCCCGGAGAAGUGCCCGCCGCGAGGCGAGGAUUCUCUGGUCAUCUAUACGACCACGCUGCACGGGGUUCGCCGCACGUAUGAGGACUGCAACAAGGCGAGGUCGAUUCUUGAAAGCCACCGGGUGGUGUUUGAUGAGCGGGACGUGGCCCUGCACGGCGAGUUCCGGACCGAGCUCAAGGAACUAUUUGGGGAGGCAGCGACUGUGCCCCAGGUGUUUGUGAAAGGAAGGCACCUCGGCGGGGUGGACGAGCUGGUGGAGCUUAAUGAGACGGGGCGGUUUGGGAGGAUGCUGGGGAUGGCAGGUAUUGAGAAAGGGGUCGGGAGGCAAGCGUGCGAGGGGUGCGGCGGGGCCCGAUUCGUGCCCUGCUUGGAUUGCGGGGGGAGCUGCAAGGUGGUGGUCGGGGGAAGCAAAGAGAGGUGCGGGUCCUGUAACGAGAACGGCUUGGUCCAUUGCCCCGCUUGUCUCUGAUUUCAGUCAAAUAAAGUCAACUGGAGUGGUGAUUUUCAAUUUGGGCCGCGAAGGCCCAGUGGGCCUCCUUGUGUUCUCCCAUUGUGUAUAGACUUUUGGAUUUAGAUUGAGUUCUUCAAGUACAAGGUUGAAGAAGAGAUUGAAAGUUAGGAAAAUGAACCUAUGACAGAAAAUACUUGUUUUCAGUUAUAUAAUAAUACUUUUAAAUCAUUUGCAAAUGUGGGAAUGCAGUUGAUCAAUGCAAUACACUUCUUGUUUU